Molecule: messenger RNA, 1113 nt
Organism: Aspergillus bombycis
Lineage: Eukaryota; Fungi; Ascomycota; Eurotiomycetes; Eurotiales; Aspergillaceae
Product: putative formamidopyrimidine-DNA glycosylase
Exons: 2
Coding region: 1-1113 (370 amino acids)
Biological process (GO): base-excision repair
Cellular component (GO): nucleus
Molecular function (GO): damaged DNA binding; zinc ion binding; DNA-(apurinic or apyrimidinic site) endonuclease activity
Source: RefSeq, a predicted model, not a curated record
AUGCCUGAGCUAGCCGAAGUCUCACGUAUCGUCCAUUUCAUACGCCAGCAUCUUGUCGGCAAGACUCUCGCCAAGGUAUCUACGCAAAAUGAUGACAUUGUUUAUGGUAAAGCGGGGACGAGUGCCUCGGAGUUUCAGAAAGCAAUGGAAGGCAAGAAGAUCGUUGGUGCAGGGCAGCAAGGCAAAUACUUCUGGAUAGCCAUGGCGUCGCCGCCGCAUGUUGUAAUGCAUUUUGGCAUGGCAGGCUGGCUGAAAAUUCGAAAUGCUGACACAUACUACUACCGGACUGACAAGCCACAAGACAAAGAAUGGCCCCCCAAAUACUGGAAGUUCUUGCUGGAAACGGAUGAGGACCCAAAGACAGAGGCUGCAUUUGUUGACUUCCGCAGACUAGGCAGGAUAAGACUGGUGGAUUGUCCCGCGGAGCAGAUUCGAAAAUUCAGCCCCCUCAAAGAGAACGGUCCAGACCCUGUGGCGGAUAAGGACACGGUGACCGAAGACUGGCUGGCAGGCAAGCUAAGGAGCAAGAAGGUCCCCGUCAAGGCUUUACUUUUAGACCAAGCGAACAUAAGCGGGAUUGGCAAUUGGAUGGGAGAUGAGAUUCUCUACCAUGCAAGAAUUCACCCAGAGCAAUACAGCAACACCUUGGCUGACGAUCAAGUCAAAGAACUUCACUCAGCCAUUCAUUACGUCUGCUCAACCUCAGUGGAUUUGCUGGCAGACUCCGACAAGUUUCCUGAGGACUGGCUGUUCAAAUACCGAUGGUCAAAAGGGAAGAAAAACGCCUCUCCCACUCUACCGAAUGGAGAUAAAAUUACCUUCCUUACUGUUGGCGGUAGGACAAGUGCUGUGGUUCCAAGUGUGCAGAAAAAGACCGGUCCUGUAGCAAAAGACGUCAAGACUGAGGAUAGCGAUACGCAGAAUAAGCGGAAGCGAAAAAUAGUGCCUAAAGUUGAAAGUGAUGCAGAGGCAAGCGAGGAAGAGCCAAAGGCGAAGAAAGCAGGAUCGAAGAAAACAGCCCAGCCGAUCAAGGAAGCUGAUGACGAGAAGAAACCUGAAGUAGACGGUACAUCGUCUACGGGGAGAAGACGUUCGGCUCGGCUCAAGAAAUGA